Molecule: messenger RNA, 3061 nt
Organism: Linderina pennispora
Lineage: Eukaryota; Fungi; Kickxellomycota; Kickxellomycetes; Kickxellales; Kickxellaceae
Exons: 6
Coding region: 65-3025 (986 amino acids)
Biological process (GO): malate transport
Source: RefSeq, a predicted model, not a curated record
CUUUCCUCUAUUUCUAGCCUGUAUAUAUUUUGUACUCUAACCCCUUGCCACUCAUUGUCGAGCAAUGGUUUGUGGACGCUUUGCUGCACUUUUGCACAACCAAAAGACGCGGGACGUUCUCAAAGCCAUUCUGGCCACGCUCUUGAGCAGUCUUUUGAUGUUUAUUACGCCGAUUCGACAGGCUAUCGGGCCCUCAUACUUCAUGAUACUGCUGGUCUCUGGAUGCGCGCAUGCCGGCAAGACAAUCGGCGCUAACAUGGAGCUUCAGAUCCAACAGCUGCUGGUCAGCGUGUGCGUGUGGACGUACAUUCUCAUUGUCCAAGCCAUCGUGUACGCAGUGCGGUACCGCGACAACUUUGAAACCGAGGUCUACCUGAUCCACGCCUUUUCGCUGGCCAUAUUCUGCUUUGCCAUCGCCACAGCCUACGCGUACCUACCGCGGCUCAAUGUUGCGAUCAAGCUGAACAUGCUUGCGCCGAUAACAUCGCUGACAGUCACAAAAGUUGAUCGGUGGCGCUACAAUGUGCGCCCACUGCCUAGCACAAUUUACGCGCAGCUGAUCGGAAUCGGGGUGUCGACGCUGGUGAAUAUUUUUGUGUGGCCGAGCACGUCAAGCCGGGAGCUGGCGCGGUCGUUCGAGGAGAUGAUGCGCGAAAUGUCUGGGUGCUGCGAGUUCUUCCAUCGCUCAGCAGCUGAGCUGGGGACAGAGCGCAAUAGCACAAGGUGUGAGGCUGUUGAGCGGCGGAACCGCAUCCGGGCAUGCAUCAAUGCAUUCGGAGAGACCGUCGGCGGCUCGGCUUACGAGCUCACCAUUGGGCGGUUUCCACAGAGCGACUACCGCAAAAUGUUCAUUGAGGCAAACCACCUGGCCGAGGAGUUCUGUGGCAUGUGCUUGCCCGCAUUGCUUUCAUGCAGGGUGCAGCGGGCUUCAACGGUCAAACCACCGACCAUUGAUGGGGGUGCGCAGGGCAGCGAUGAGUGGGUGAGCAUUGUCAAGCAAGGGGCAGAGCUGUCACUAACGCCUGUGCGAGAGCUACUGGAUGUGCACCGAAGGAUCUUUUUGGUUCUCAUCGACCGAUUCGUCGAUCUGCAAGAGGACACGGCCACCAAGGCAUUGCUGUGGCUGCUAUCACGACAAAAGGUCGACAUUCCAGUAUAUACAGCCUGCACUACUGGGAGUGAGGCCAGCCACCUGGAGGCAAUGGAUCUUGCACAGAUCGCCGACUACCUCGACAAACACGCAGCACAGUUCGUGGCCCAGGAGACAAGGCACAUUCGGAUGAUCGGGCCGUACCAGCGGCUGAUGGACAAGAGCACAUUCAACCAGUACACGGUCCUGAUGUCGUUUAUCGGCAUCCUCCAGGAUAACUCGACAGCGAUUGUAAGGCUUCUCCGACUGGUCGACGAGAUUCUGCAGAAGCGGCCGAUGAGAAGUCGCGUGUGGUUUCCGCGGCUACAUAUGAAGUGGCUGCUGCUGGGCAAUGCGAAUGAUUUGCUGAAUGGAGAGUUUGGGCCUGAGGAGGAGGCAGGAAACAAUCUGGAGACAGCAUACGAGACGGACGAUUCGACGCCUGGAUUUGAUGCAGAAACGGUGGCCGAUGCGGCGUAUGACAGCGAGGAGGAUGACCAGACGGUAUAUGAAACACGGUCGCCAAAGUGCGCUGCUAAACGCGGCUAUAUGAUGGCCAAUACGAUGUCCAAAAAGGUAGGGUCUGCUGCACUGGCGUGCAUGUCGCCAUAUCUCCUCUCUGCUAGCCGCUGGAUUCGGAAGAGAGAAACGCAGUAUGCGCUGAAGUUCACGCUGGCAAUGAUGCUCUGGGGUAUAUGGGCGUUUAUCGGUGUGUCGCACGACUUUUUUGUCCAGAACAGAAUCCACUGGGGGCUGGCAGCGAUCACCUUCGUAUAUAACGUCUCUGUGGGCAGCACGCUGGAUGCAUGCAUUAAGCGACUGGUAGGCACAGUGGCCUCCGGGCUGUGGGCAAUCGUCACCUGGAAGGCCAGCAGGAAUGGGACAAAUCCGUACUAUGCGUAUAUCUGCGUGUUUGUGUUUUGUGUCUCGACGUCCGCAAUGUAUUUUUACGUCCCACGAUGGUCUGGAUGCUGGAUGGUCAUGUCAGUCGCAUACUCGGUGGUUUUCUUCACUGCCUACUAUCAGGGCCCAGGGUCGGACGGCAGCCGAAUAGGCUGGACACGGCUGGCAGUCAACGCCAUAGCAAUCGUCUAUGUGAUGAUAUUCUCAAGCGUCCUUGCGCCCUACAAAGCGCGCGAGGCGCUCCGCAAGCGCAUGGCGGAGUUGCUCAGGCUCAGCAGUUUUAUUGCGCGCGGCGUGAACUUCAUCCAUGCCACCAAUAACGAGUUCCCCGCGGCUGCCAGGCUAGAGCAGCAGCGGAUGCGCAGAUUCAUGUACCAGUUCCGGGUAGUCGUGCAGCAGAGCCGGGCGCUGUAUAAGGCGGCCAAGGGGGAGCCUAGCAUUCAUGGCAGAUUCAAGGCGCGGACGCACCGCCAGCUGAUCGACAUAAUGGAGACGCAGAUGGAGUGGUGGCUGUACUCGCACUCAGUAGCUGCGGCUGCAGGACACGGCACCAAAAUGCAUGGGUUCUGGUCGACGCUGCCAAUGCGUGAAGACAUCAUUGGCGCCAACUGUCUGUUCAAUCACGCACUGGAGCUGGCGCUAUAUACAAACACCCGGCUGCCGAUGUUUCUGCCAGAUUUGAGAACCGCUCGACACAGAUUUGUCAGGGAAGCACAACCGGUGCUGUUUGAGAAGUGUAGCCAGGAUUUCGAAGUCACAUCGCUCUGCCGGUGGUGUUCACAGCUGUGCGACUUAGUGGGCGAUAUCAUUCCGGAUGAAAUUGCAACUGUGGUGUGCCAGCUCGAAGAGAUCCAGCGGAUGGGGCUGCCUGUGCUGCAACGUGGCAGAGACCCAUACGGGGCUACUCACAGCACCGCACCACUGCUGGAUCCAACAGGCAGCCCAAAUAUCGGGCCGUACAGAGGGCGGCGCUGGUUCAAGUACAUACAUUAAAGUCUUACAGCAAAUAAUACCAUUCAUCAAUCGCUG